AUGACAAAAUUUUCCAAUUCCGAGGAGCCUGGAUUUGUGGCCAUAUGUGGGGAGCUUAAGCGUUGGAUGAAGAGGAUCCAGCAACCACAGUCUAAACCUCGUGAGCGUUCUCAUGUUGCACAUUGCCUCGUUCCAUACACUUUCAACCCAGAUUUUGUCGGAAGAUCUGAGAUACUUGACUUGCUGAAAACUCAACUGGGAGAUCUGGAAUCUCAGUCACCUGGUAGGGGUCAUCGAAGGGCUGCACUCUAUGGCCUUGGUGGAGUUGGAAAGACACAAAUCGCAUUAUCAUAUGCAUACUGGACUCAGGAAGUUUCUCAGGAUACAUCAGUGUUUUGGGUCCAUGCUAGCAGCAUCGAAAAGUUUUCAGAAGGUUAUGCACAUAUCGCCAACGAGUGCAAGAUCACGGGACAUGAAGACCCUACUUUCGAUGUUUUGCCAGCCGUCAGAGACUGGUUGGAGAGCAAGGAGAGUGGACAGUGGCUGAUGGUCAUUGAUAACGCUGAUGACCUGCAACUUUUCUUCCCUCCUAACGAACCGUCAAAGCUGAAGCCCAAUGCCGAGAAUAACUUGGCUCAGUUCGUACCAGAAUGCCCUCAUGGCAAUGUGCUUAUCACAACAAGGAACAUGCAGGUAGGCUCACGACUUACAAAGGGCAAGUUUCCCAUCGAAGUCGGCAAGAUGGACGAAAUUGAGGCAUCUCAGCUUCUCCGUCAAGGCUUACACCAGGAGGAUGAGUCUGAAAAGGACUUGCUCCAGCUCUCAUCUCGUCUGGAGUUUCUUCCUCUAGCUCUGGUGCAAGCAGCUGCCUUUAUUCAGGAGAACUCCAUCACGGUCAACGAAUACCUCGAGCUCUUAGAUGGAAGUGCGGACGAUCUCAUUGAUCUCCUGAACGAAGAAUUCGAAACUGUCGGAAGGGACUCGGACACGCCUCGCGCGGUUGCCCAGACCUGGAUGCUUUCCUUCCAACAAAUAGAACGACAGUAUAUUUUUGCUAGUGAGCUCCUCUCGCUGAUGUGCUUAUUCGAUCGCCAAAGAAUACCUCUCGAAUUCCUCGAGUUUUACGCCAAAGAAAAUCUACCCGCAGACUCGAAUACCAAACUACAACUUGUGAAGGCACUUGGGAUACUAAAGGCGUUCUGCUUCAUCCGGGCAGAGAAAGCCGGUGACCAUACCAUGCAUCGUCUGAUUCAGUUAGUCACGCGGAAUUGGUUGGUACGAAAAGGAAGCAUAGCCGAGUUCACCAGGCACGCUUUCCUCUCUGUGUCGGACUUUUACCCCUAUGCACAGUUCGAAGAUACUGAAUGGUUCGAGAAGUUGACAACAUGCACUGGGUAUCUUUCGCACGCAAACUCUGUCCUGGAGGUCCAGAUACUUGAAGUAGAGGAAGAUAGACUUGUGAGGGCCUCAUUACUUCACCGAGUUGCGUCAUUCCUCUAUUACCAGGGCCGGUACCGUGAAGCAGAAAUUAUGCAACGCGAAGGAGUUGGCAUUCGAAAAGAGCUAUUAGGUGACGAUCAUCUGGAGACUCUCGUUUUAGUCUCAGACCACGCAGUUUCGUUGGCAGAUCUGGACCAAUAUGAAGAAUCGGAACGCUUGCUGCGAGGUGUCGUGGAGACCUGGAAGCGACUCGAAGGCGAUGAACAUUACAAAACUGUUGAUGCCAUGGGUAACCUUGCUGUCAUCCUCUCCGAACAAGACAAAAAUGAGGAAGCAAAUGCAUUAGAGAGACAAGUUCUCGAGGUCAGAUUACGAACACUCGGAGAAGAACAUCUCGAUACUAUCCACACGAUGGAUAAUCUUGCAAUCAACCUGGAUGAGGACAAGGAGGAAAAGGAAAGGAUGCAGAGAAGGUGUUUAGAAGUAAAGAUAAAGCAUCUUGGUGAGGAGCAUCCUCUAACACUCGACAGUAAGGCAAGUCUGGCGAGAACAUUAUUUAGCAAAGGCUGUGGUCUCUCGGAGGCUGAGGACUUGCAGGUCCAAGCCUACGAGACUAGCAAAAGAGUUCUUGGUCUAGAAAACCCCAAAACUCUGGCCCUCAUGACUGACCUUGGGACCACAUGGUUGGCGUAUGGUCAGCUCUUCAUAGACGAUAGGCAUUUGUAUCCCGACGUUGACAUGCUUGGCGAUGCGAGGAAUAUAUUGGAGGAAUGUCUUGCGCUGCGGACAAAGCUGUUUGGUCCAGAUCAUUUCUACACAAAUACGACACGCCAGGUGCUGGAGGAGUGCCUAGAGUCAAUCGAGGUCGCGAGACGUCUUGAUGCAGAAGCGGAGGCAAAGGCAGAAGGAAAAGCAGAGGCAGAAGCAGAGAUAUCAGACCUUGAUCCUAAGUGA
This is a messenger RNA of Fusarium musae, 2334 nucleotides long. RefSeq lists its product as uncharacterized. Lineage: Eukaryota; Fungi; Ascomycota; Sordariomycetes; Hypocreales; Nectriaceae. Gene Ontology annotation, molecular function: protein binding. The transcript is spliced from 3 exons. The record is from RefSeq and is a predicted model, not a curated record. The coding region runs from base 1 to 2334 and encodes 777 amino acids.